GUUGUUGAGUAACCGAUUCCCUUUUUCAAAUCCUCACUCUUUGGACUUUCCUUUCUUUGUUCGCCUUUGUUUCCUGUCCGCCGCGGUUUUCAUUUAUUCGAAAGGAUCGCCGAGUUCUACUGCCAGUGAGAAAGUCACUCAGUGACUUCCUCUUGUUGACCCAAUAAAGUUUUUUUUAGUGCUCUUCACAGUAUUGUAUUGAUAUACUUUGCUUAGGCUUUAUUGAUACAAUAUUAGAAAGCACUUCCUUUUGCGGAUAUAAUUGUGUGAGCUGAUGAAGAUGGAUUGAGACAAGAUCUUAUAAUGAGGAAUCUACUAAUGGUCAUCUUUGUGUCCGGCUUUCUGCCACCUGCUUUGUUGCUCGCACAGAGAAAUGUUCUAUUUGCUUCUCUCUAUGAUGAUCAGAAUCUGGCAACAAGAAUCAACUGUCAGGUGGAGGAAGAACAGCAUUUUCGAUACGUCAGUGAAUCCUCACUCUGGGACUCGAUGGGAGGAAAGAUAUUCACAGAGGCAGACAUCCUUCUCCGCUGCCUCGGAGCUGAUUUGGACGGAAAAUAUGGAUCUGCAGCCCUCAAGUACAACGUCGAAAUCUCCAACUUAAAAAUGAGCGAAGGAACUCAAAGAAAGAGGAGAAAGAGGGGAGCAAGAGAUUUCUUCUCUAAUUCCUGGAAGAAAGUAAAAAACCUGUUCAACAGAUUACUCGGGCGAUGUCAUGAAGAUGUGGAGACGAAUCGCGCUUCUUCAUCAGGAGACGAUAUCAUUACAGACGAUGAACCAGACGAAGUGUCGGCAGCCGAGCUGUACACUGUCCCGUUCCAGUUGGUUCAGUUGGCAAACGGCAGCAUUCCCGAGAUUCGUUUUUCUGAGAAUGAAGUGGAGGACGGAAGAGUGAAGAACUUCAAGAGGCACCUGGCAGACGCUUUUGCCACUCGACUUCUUCUGCACCAUAGACAGGGGGAGGUGGAAAGGAGCGUCAUGGGAGAGCACACUUCCACUUACAACAUCAGCAUCUCUGGAAAUAAGAAAUCCAAUUACAAUGUGGCCGGUUUAACAUCUACCAGUCAGCCACCCGAGAUUGACAAAACUGUGAUUGUGGUAAACAAAAUGGUCACAACUGAUGACAUCGUCCGUUUUGCACCCAGCGAUGCCCUCAACGACAAGGAAAGGAUGGACCUCAGAUCCGAACAAAUGCAGAUGUUCAACGAUGGCAGAAUGACAGUCUGCCGAGGAAUAUCUACUCUUUCUAUGGUCACCAGCCACGGAGUGAAGAAGAGAAAGAAGCGAGGAGCGACCGAAGACGACGCCACUUUCUACAUACGUACUCAGACAUCAUUCGAUCUUCAGUUGAGAAGAAGACGUCGUCGUUCGGCGGAAGACCCAAUUAGGCGAGAAGAAAAACAUUAUUUUAAGGCUGCCAGCCGAGUAGCCGAAGUGGAAACAGAUUUACGGAAGAAAAAAAAGCAACUGUCUGACUUUCAAGAAUCCGUCGAUUUAAACUUCAUCUUGGAUGACCUGAUUAGCGGAAGGGAAAUGGACACAGACGACAACAAAAUACAAUCUCUGAGUGAACUUCUAAAACAAGAAAUCACUUUGAAUUUAGAUAAAGAAGAGAAUUCAUUGUGCAAUGCUAUUCGAAGAAAGUUCACUCUACAGAUUAUGAAAGAAAUGUGCGAUGCAAAUUUUUCUGUGUGCAAAGAUAAUUUGCAUUUGGUUGCUCUCGCAGGAAGUUCCCCGGCUGAGGAGAUAUUUCUACAUUUCCUUGGUAAAAGCAGCUCACUUGAAACGACACAUCAGCAGCAGAUCGUUGCAGAUAUUUUAUCAGACAUUUCUCGACCCUCCCCACAACUGCUGAUGAAGCUGGGCGAGAUUGUGUCCGGCGGAGAGAGUGCGGUGGGUGCCCUCCCGAUCAGCCUGGGGCACCUGGCCUCAUCAGCGGAGCCCGGUGUAAAAAACAGAAUAUCAGAUCUGUUCUCGGAUCUGCUUCUGGAUAAAGAAUGUGACGGGGAUCCUGAUUUGAUGGAUCUUCUAGAAGCCGUAGGAAAUCUGAAGUGUGAUCGGAUCACACCGCGUAUUCUGGAGGUGAGUCUGGCAAUUUUUUAAUUCCCUUUUAAGAUGGAUGAGUGAUUUCAUAGUGAAAAAUUUAGGUUCGAUUCCCAGUGGCCCAUCCAGCUUCAGAUAGACAGAUACGGAAGUAAAUGUUGCAACACCGCUCUUCUUAAAAUUGUAGAGCCUUCAACACACUAACGUUUCACUUCUUUUGAAAAGAAAAAAAUUAAGUGCUGAACAUAGAAGUGACAACUUCUUGAAGCUAGAGCAGAAGAGAACGAUUCUGUAUGAGGAAAAUUGCUUUUUUAUGUACUCACAUUCGAUGAUCUUUAGCCAGCUAUUGGCAAAAUAAACAACAGAUAACCACUUAUGAUAACAAUAGUUUUUUAAAGGCUUAUUACUACAUUUCCGCUCAUAUCGAAAUGAUCUUAUGCUUUACAAUUACUGAAAACGUGUCUUAUUUCAUGU
Messenger RNA from Parasteatoda tepidariorum (common house spider), 2514 nucleotides. Lineage: Eukaryota; Metazoa; Arthropoda; Arachnida; Araneae; Theridiidae. The record is from RefSeq and is a predicted model, not a curated record.